AUGGAUCAAGCUCACGAUGACGAGAACAAGAUCAGCGCGGGGGAAAACUCAACAAAUUCCAAGAAGACAGAAACUUUGGACAGCCCACAGUUCCAGGAAAUGGUGCAAGGUUUUGUGGUUGAAAAAGAAUUACUAGAAAAACGACACAAAGACGAAAUCGAGAAAUUGAAGGAGAAUUUUUCUAAGAAAGAGAAUGUUCUUUCUGAAAGCCAUGAAGGAGGGCAGGUUCAUGGUGAAACCAGUCAGUUUGGUCACAGUAGCAGUACCAUGGUGGGCCAGUCGAUGCAGUCGCAGAUGAUGGCGAAUGGCACCAGGUACAGUGAAACAACUGCUUUACACAAGAAUUUGCAUUUCAAAGUGCUGCCUCUAUUUUGAAAGCUAUACAAAAAUUCUAAUUUGAAAAUAAUUAAGUAUAAAUAGCCGCGGAUAGAAACAACGUGAAUUCUCGCAUGGAAAUAUGAAACCUCGAUGUUUGUCAAAAGCACUUGAACUUAAAAUGAAUAAAAUUGCAAAGUUUGAUUGCGAAAUGUUGUAAAAUGAGGAAAAUAUAGCCCUGUGAAGUUCGCAAAUUUUGUAUAUAUUUGCAUUACGCGUGGGAAAAAUAACCAUUUUUUUUAGUUGAAAGUGGUUAUUUUUGCCGCGCGUAAUACAAAUAUAUACAAAAUUUGCGAACUUCACAGGGCUAUAUUUUCUUCAUUUUACAACAUCUAGCAACCAAUAUCUUUGCAGUUUUACUCAUUCUAAGACGCUCUUUCUAGCUGUAGUGCUGGAUUUCGUUCUUCUUGCCUUGAUCAAAAUUUAGUCUGUAGCUGAAAUCACCCAUUGUAUAAUUUAUUAUUUGUGUUUCAGUUCUAGUUACCAAAAUGAAGAGGCGUACAGUGGUAGCCAGUUACAUGGUAAUCACUCUGUUGUAACUGGUAGCUAUGGUACACAUUCCCAAGAAUUUCCAUCUCGUUUACCAUCUUCGUAUCAUAACCAACAUUCUGGACAGUUGUCUACCAUGCAAGGCGGUACAAUUACAGCUGGUUCUCAUGGGAUGGUGAAUGGUUUUACAGGACAUUCUGGUCAAAUUGGUGGCGACAUUGGGUUGAUGAAUGGUGGGCUUAACCACUAUCAUUCUGGCCAAACACCCUCUAGUAGUCAUUCAAUGUUGAAUGGCUUUGCAGGACAUUCCAAUCAAGUUGGUGUCCAUCACCAUAAUGCACCAUCCUAUCAAGGGAAUUCAUAUGGUGGUAGUGAAUAUAAUGCUAUCAAUGGUACACAUGUUGGUGCAAGCAUGAAUGGUACUUCACACCAACAUAUGAACGGGCACCAUGCUUUCUCUUCAAAGGAUACCAGUAUUGGAUACCAUGCUACAGCAUCCGAUCACCAUACCAAUGGCAUAUACCAUGCUUCUGGUGUGAAAAACCCUCACCAUUCGACCACUUGGAAUCCGACAUUCUACACGCAUAAUUUGUACCCUCCAAGAGAUAUCACUGGGAUGAAAUCCUCGUCAGGAGGCGAUGUAUACGGCGUUAGUUUGGAGUUGAUGAACGGACCUUCAAUGCGGGUCAACACUGAGAACCUAGCGAGUCAAAUUCGGCCUGAUCUUGACCUAGAAGACAGACUCGAACAACAGCGGGAAUUUUUACAACAAAGAUUUGCGGAGGAAAAAAGACACCUAAGGCAAAUUGUGCAUGAGGAAUUCACGAGAAAAUAUGAAGCUGAAAAACGGAAGCAUGAUGAGAUUAUUCAAAGUUUGAAAAAGACAAAUGUGGAAUUGGAAUAUCAGAGGAGAGAGUUUGAAGUCAAAAUUAGACACGAACGGGAAAGUUCGGAAUUAAAAUUUGAAAGCCAACGGACGGAGCACGAGCGAAAGUGUCGGAAACAGUCGGAGGAACAUCGGAGUAAAAGGGAUUCAAAAUAUGAAACGGAAAUCGUACAACAGAAGAGAACGUAUGAGGGGAUUGUUGAGAAACUAAAGAAUGAUAUUCAGUCGUUAACUUUGCAACUCGAAGAACAAAAUGAGAAUUUGAAACGCGAAAAAGACAACGUUGUUGCAGCUUUUGAAAAAGAAAUUGGUGAAUUUAAGGAGAGGAUGAGGGUUGAAAAAGAAAAGACCGAUUCGGAACUUAGCGUUAAACUAAAAAGCGAAAUAAGUUUGUUGACUUCUGUGAAUAAAAGUCUCCGGGAGGAAAUUGAAAAUAAGGAACGCGAGAAGCAGGAAUUGGAACGAUUAAUGAAAGAAGAACGAUCAAGAAGCGAGUUGAAUUAUGAAAAUCAGAUUUCCGAAAUUGAGUCGCAUUUUGAAACGGAAAAACAGACACUUUUAAUUCAAUACGAGGAAAAAGUAACGCUUCUUUUGAAAAGCGAGAAAAGUGCGGUCGAGGAGAAUUCUCAAAAAUCUAGCGAAGAGUUGAAUGCACUUAAAAAAGAAAAUGAAACAUUGAAGGAGAUUGUUGAGAAUAGUUAUAAAAUGGAACAAGAAGCAAGUUUAGAACGAGAUGAAUUAGUGGAACGUUUGGUCGAAGAAAAGGACAUGUUAGGAGCACAGUUGCAACAACUUGUUGCUAAGCAACAGCAUGGCGACACUCGUAACAAGCAGGAGUACGAUAGGUUUAUGUUGAGUGCACAAAAUGAGUUAAAAGAAUCGCGAGAAUUUUCAACAAAGCUUCAGAGGAAUUUGGAACUCGUCCAGGAUGAGAAAGAAGCCCUUGUCUCCAAAAUGGAAGGUUUACUAAGAGAGGUAAAUGAACUAAAUAAAGAAAAGUUGAAUGGAAGUGCUGUUAAGGUUGAAAACGAUAAACUAUUAAAAGAAGUUACUAAACUCAAUGAGGAAAUUGACAAGAUGUUUGAAGAUUUACAGGAGAAAGGGAGAAAAGAGGUUUUGUUAAAAGAAAAGUCGAAUGGAAUUGAGGAAUCUUUACAUCAGCAGGAAACUGAGAACACUCAAUUGAAACUUGAAAGAAUGGAAAGUCAAAAUAAGUUGGCUGUUUUGGAAAGGCAGACAGAUGACCUGAAGAAUGAUUUGUCGACAAUGAGGAGACGAAAGGUGGAACUUGACGAAGCGAAUUGUAACUUAAAGAAAGAAAAGUCAAGCGUCGAUGGAAAGCUAGCUGUUUUGCAGACAACUAAUGAUAGUUUACAUCAAGAACUCCAAAAAGCUAAACAGACGAUUUCACAACUUGAAGAAGAGAGUACUGCUUUGAAAUUGGAAAAACUUGAGCUGCAACAGCAAAUACGAUUGGCUAAAAUGCAAGAGACAAAUUACCGCGAUGUCGCUCAAAGGUUAAACGCCAUAAGUGAUAGUGAUACUAGUGGAUCAGUUCUAACUAGCGCUGAUGAGGCGGCUGAAAAGAAUCACGCGAGACAAACAAAGAAAAAGUCGAGUCUAGAAAAACAAAUUUUCAAACUGAAACGCGAGAAAGCCGAGUACGAAUUGAGAGUUGAACGUUUGAAACAGGAUGUGGGAUCGUUGGAGCGAGAGGCGCUCAAGCAGAUUGAACAUAAUAAAGCUGUCUCUGCAGAGUUUGUUUCAGCCAAGAAAGAUUUUGAAAAACAAAUGGCUGAUCUUAAACGACAGAGAGAGGCCUUGGAAGCGUCCAUUGUUGAAACACAACACGAAGAGAAAGGUAAGUUUUCGUAGUUGUGUUGGUGAUGCAGUGAUUAACAUAUGUUCCUUUUCAGCCGAAGAAUUUAGUUCUUGUAAUAUGCACUGUCUGACUAUAAUUUCACCUUGUGAGAAGAAUGAUCCUUACUGGACUUCUAGGGAGAACAGUUUAGAACUGUUAGAGCUAUCCAGUAUAAAUAAAGUUAGUUUAGGUUUCCUCCUGUAGUAACACUGCAUCAAUGUAAAUUGGAAAGUUGUUUUUUCUUCUUUUAUUAAGCUAUUAAAAACAUCAUGACGAUGUUGGAAAAAGAGAAAGCAGAACUAAAACACAGUGUGGACUUACUCCGCUCGGAGGAAGAGCGCCUGAUGCAAGCCAGCGAGAUAGAAACACAACGCAUAUCUGAAGAUCUUGAAACGAGAGUCCAGCAACUUCAACAGCAGAUCACAGGCUUGGAAUCGAACAAGCCAGAAAUACAAGAAGACGUUGAGAGGUUAGAGCGCGACGAAGCAACGUUGCGUUGCAGUAUUGAAGAGUUACAACACGAAAGUCAAUUGUUGUCGCAACGUAUUUCACAAAUGAAGGAAUCUGUGCUGGAUACUGGAAGGAAAAGAGUUUCCUGGGGUGAAGAUAAGGUAGGCUGCUCUAUUUAAGGGUCAUAUGACACCUGGCUACUAAUUAGAGUUUUCAAAUCCAUAUUUACCUUGACUAUUUAAUCUAUUAAUAUUUACUAUAACCUAUUUAAUUAUGUAUGUAAUUGUAUUAACUGCAUGUAAGUAACUGUAUUUGUAUGUUUAAUUUUUCUAAAUUUUUAAUGUAAAUUUGAAUUUAAUGCUACGCCCCCCUUAGAAAUCAGCUUUUGCUGUAGGGGUUAGCGUAGUAAAAUAAAGUUUUACCUACCUAACCUACCUAUAUCAGCCCAUUUACCCAGACCUGCUGGUUGCUGACCUCGUCCUUUAGUAAUUUUAUGUACUUUUUAUAAUAUGGUACGGAUCGACAAAACAUUUUUGAGGCCUCCCUUAGCCAAACACAAGCUUUAGCAGCAGAUUUACGAAUCGGCAUAUCAUAGUUUCCGAUGGUGAAUUAACAGUCCAUCCGUUACGAAUGGUACGGAUUGACAACAUUUUCGAGGCCCUCCUUAGCCAGACACAAGUUUUAGCAGCAGAUUUACGAAUCGACAUAUCAUAUUUUCCGAUGGUAAAUUAGCAGUCCAUCAGUUACGAAUGGUACGGAUCGAUGUUCAGUCCUCACCAAACGUUAUGACAAAACAACCCUUCCAUCCGUAGCCAAAAUUUCACGAAAACGAACGAUCCGUAUGCAUGCGACAGUAUUGGACAAUCAUCAAUUCAGCAUGACGCUUGUGAUUUCUUUUGUGUUUUCCUUGUGAAUUACUCAUGAGUUUCACAAACAAAUUUUCAUCGCGUUCAUAUGAGGAAGCUUAGUUUCAUGUUUAAUUUGUAAAAUAAAUAUUAGACAUAAACUGGCAUUGUUACUUGACAUGUUUUACUACCUAUCUUAAGGUGUCAGACGACGUAUCGUCCUUGGGAUAUCAUGAAGUCAUGGAAGAAAUUACGAAACUACGACAGGAGCGUGACGGCUUAAUCCGAAAGGUGAACGAACUUGAACGAAAACAAACGAACUUGGACAUCAGCGUCGAGAGCGCGGAGAAAAAUCGCCAUGUUUGCGAAAGAGAAAUUAAUGCUCUCUCCCGAAAGAGAGCUGAACUAGAGUCAGCAAUUUUUGCCCUGAAAACGGAGAAAUUUCAACUAGAAACGCGCGUCAACGAACUGUCGACGAUAAGCGUCGAAAACGCUACGAAUGCCCAACGAAAAGAGAUCGAGAUGCUUCGAAGUGAGCUCGAUAUUACCCGAGAGAGUUGCGAGGACAUUCGAUCGAUGUAUCAUUCUGUUCAGAACGAGGGAAAGAACAAGGUAAUUUUAAUCUGUUAUAAUGCCAGACUCAUCAGAUUACGUUAACGUACAGAGACUUCGCUUCUUCUAACAAGUCUGAUACAGUCAUGAUAUGACAAGAAUGUUACUAGGCUGACCACACAGGGUUGUAACAAUAUUGUUAUAUCAUGACUGUAUCGGACUUGUCUGAUAAUAUCAAUAAGCUUGUUACAAGAUUGUUCUAACUAGUCUGAUACAAUCAUGAUAUAGCAUAAAUACUACAAGAUUGACUACACCAAGUAGUUACAAUAUUGCUAUAUCAUGACUGAAUCGGAUUUGUUGGAACAACCUUGCUACAGGUCUGAUAAUAUCAACAAACUUGUAAACUAGCUGUAACAAGCCGGAUGGCAUUAUCAGACUUGUUACAAGGUUGUUCUAACAAGUCUGAUACGGUCAUGAUAUAACAAGAAUGUUACAAGGUUGACGACAUAAGCUUGUAACUAUAUUAUUAUAUCAUGACUGUAUCAGACUUACAAGCACGAGUUCCGUACUUAACUGAGCAGUGAGUUCUGUAAAGCAUCAGAUCACUUUGAGGUAGUCCACAUUCGAGAAAAUGUGCUACCUCUGUAUGGUCUAACAGUGCUUAACCCAGCAGCGAGUUCUGUACAACAUCAGAUCACGUUAGGGUAGCCCACAUUCAAGAACAUGUACUACCUCUGCAUGAUCUAGCCAUGCAUGCUUAUUAACUCAGCAGUGAGUUCUGUACAACAUCAGAUCACUUGAAGGUAGUCCGCGUAAGACAGUUCUGACAUUAAUCUUUAUCUUAUAUUUCCGUAUCUCUUUAUCUAGGUCGACGUGGUAGAAACGGAACUUCGCUUAGCAGAGGAUAAUCUGAUGCGACUGAAGCGAGAGAGACUGGAACUUGAGAAGACCAUUUCAACUCUGCUCCGUCAGAAGACUGAGCUCGAGUCUGAAGUAGCAUUGAUUGUGGACUCAAAAUAUCGCGAAGACAGAGAUACUCGCGCUCUCCGUGAAGAGAGGCUAAACCUUGACACUGAGCUAGUAAGAAUACGGAGUCAAAUCUCGGAACUUCGCUCAAUGUUGUCGAAUCUCGAAGAUGGCAAGACUGUAACCGAGCAUGAGCUCCGAGGUCUGGAAGCUAGAAAGGAACGAGUGGAUAGCUACGUAUCCGGGAUGGAAGCAAGGCUUCUGAUUGGCCAGCAAUCUCCCGUCUCGUGGAGUGUUAGCCCAACUAAGGAUUAUACAUUGACUCCGCGAGAUGACUUGGAGAAACAGGUUUUGGAAUUACGAGAGCAAAAAUUGUUUCUUGAAGCUGACCUGUUCACGUUGCGCAGGAAAUCUGGGGACGGAAUUGAUACCAGGAACUGUGGGCAUCGCGAGGGUGCUCUAGGAAUGUCUAGGAUGAAUUUGGGGUGUGUUGGUGCAACAAGUGAUUAUGCAGGACAGUGUGGGUACAAUCAAGGAUUACAUCAGGUAAUGAUAAUGGUGAACAGGGAAUUCAAUUUAAGGUAGCUCAAAAUUUAAGCUCAGAGUUUAAAUCGUCGUCCUUUCAAAAUGUUUACCGUUUUCAGAGUGACUAUUGUAUUGUAUGUCAUUAAUUAGAAUGCUCAAUGGUUUCCGCAAUUUUUAGUUUACAGUAGUUUAGACUGAUUUUGUUUUAUUUAGUUUAGUUUUAGUUCACAAAGGACAUUCUGUUGUCGAAGAACAACGUGACUUCAAAAAUUAAUCUCUAAAGUACUUUCCUAAUUCUGUUUCAGGACGUUGAAGGACUAGCUCAACAGAAAUCAAAGCUCUCGUGUGAAGUGCAACAAAUGCAGGUCAAGAAAACAGAUUUGGAUGCACAAAUCACGAACUUGGAAUACCGAAAACUAGGCUUGGAGCAGUCAGGAAGACUGGUGACAAGACGAGAAAAUGAAGGCUUAGCUGAGCAGUCUGGGAGUCUGGUGACUAGGUGGGAAAAUGAAGGCUUGACUGACCAAUCAGGAAGACUGGUGACAAGGCGGGAAAAUGAAGGUUUGACUGAGCAAUUAGGAAGACUGAUUACAAGGCGGGAAAAUGAAGGUUUGGCUGAGCAAUCAGGAAAACUGAUGACAAGAUGGGAAAAUGAAGGCUUAGCCGAGCAGUCUGGGAGUCUGGUGACAAGGUUGCGAAAUGAAGAUUUGGAGCAAUCAACGAGACUGGUGACAAGGCGGGAAAAUGAAAGCUCCGAAGUCAAAGUUGAAGAAAAUGUUACUGAAGAAUAUUCUGUCAAGGUAAACACAACCCCAUUGUGAAAUUACACCUGAAAACAUUACUAUGCAUGUCCCAAUUAAAUUGGAUAACUUGGUCAACUUAGAAUGGUCAACUUAUUCUAAGUUGUUGAUUUUCAGAUGGAUUUCGUGAACUACAGUGUGGAACAGAUGCAAGAACUAAGACAGAAAAAUACGAGCUUAGAAAGUAAACUGAGCGCGUUGGAGAAUCAUUUACAUGACGCUAAAUUUGAAAUGGAAAAGCAGACAUUGGAAUGUCAGAAAGAAUUGAAACUGGUUCAAAAUGCGGUGAGUGAAGUAGUGACUCUCCCAAGUAGGUAGCCUGCGUGUCAAGCUCUAUGCUUGAAGUUAGUGACAUAUUGUCCAAGUACCACAAUCGGUAUCCGGUUAUAAUCCUGCAAAGCUGUGUCCAGUACAUUCCUAAUAAUUCGUUUUCAAUUUUAUAUCCUGUUAGCUUAUGUCCCAGCAACAAAGCGAGUCGGGGCAACAGCAAGAAGUUAGUGUGAUUGUUGAACGUUUGAAAAACUUCAUCGAGGAAUCACAAUUGACCGAAACAGACCAAAUUUAUGAAGAAAUUAAAGAGGAGAUACGAAAUUUGAAUAGAAAGGUAAUUUUAUUGUAGAGUCCUACCUACAAUGGACCACUUGAUUUAUGAUUGUAUAGAUAUGUAAGAUGGUUGUCUUGUGUUCUAGGUGGAAGUGAAUAGUCAGAAAAUGAAAGCUAUCCAGGAGAGGAAUUGUAAAGAGGAGGAACACCCCUCGGAAAUAAAGGAAACUACACACACUGUUGACGAAAUCUGUGGACAUGUAAGUAUGCAUUUGUUGUAAGUUUCUUAACGUUUUCUAACCUGGUGUAACUUUAUUUAAACUGGUCUCACUAGAGGUCCAGUAAGAGUCAUUGUCAUCAUUGAUCUAGUGUUACUACAAGAGGAAACUUAAACUAAACUAACUUUGUGUAUACUGGAUAUAGCUUUAUCAGUUCUAAACUGUUCUCCCCAGAGGUCCAGUAAGGGUCAUCUCUUAUUGAUCCAGGGUUACUACAUGAGGAAACCUAAACUAAACUAACUUUAUUUAUACUGGAUAUCUCUAUCAGUUCCAAACUGUUCUCCCUAGAGCUCCAGUAAGGGUCAUCUCUUAUUGAUCCAGUCCUACAACAUGAGGAAACUUAAACUAACUUUAUUUAUACUGGAUAAGCUAAAUCAAUUCUAAACUGUUCCCCUUAGAGGUUCAGUACGACCCCUUAUUGGUCAAACAGAUUGCAUUCUCAAAUCAACAUUAACCAACGGCAAUCUUUUUCUUAGAUACAAGACGCCGAAUGGAACAUGGAACGCUACAACGAAGUAGUUUCGCAUUUGCAACAAGAAAAUACGGAUCUUAUGGAGAUAGUCUCAAGGUUGGAAGAACGGCUGACGGCCGCGGGAAAGUCUCAUGAAAUAUUACAAAGAAAGAAAGUUAUUUUACAACAAUUGCUAGAAACUGUCAGCGUGAAGACUGGUGAAGAUCUUGUGCAGCAAUCUAAGAUGAUUUUUGAACUUGAUAAAGAUACGGCUAUUUGAUGUGUAAGGUAUUAAAGUGCCAGCUUCCUAACGCAGAAAAAUCCGCAAUUCUGCCAACACUAUUCAGAACAGGGUUAUUUGUAUAAUGAAGACUCUUCAAAAAGUUGUUUAUUCUCACGUGAAAACAAGAACUUGAAGGCGAUUGACUAGUCGGACUCGAGAGCCUGUUCGCAGGCUAGACUGAAACCUGUCAAAUGGUCUUCACAAACUUGAAAUUUUCACACGAGUCUGUCAAGAUAUGAUGGUCUGGAAACCCGGCAAAAGACACAAAAUAGAAGACCUUUGUUUGAUGUUGAACUGUACCUCACAGUGCACAAAUCCUUUGUCUUAACUUCAUUAAAUCUUAUUCAUCGUGGUUGCACGUUUCAUCUCAGCGAUCCCUACUGGGCGGUCACUUCAUUAUACGAAAAUACAAUGAGCUCAAUCACCGUGACCGUGCACAAAUUAACAUAAACUCCGACAAAAACAUAAUACAAUGACUGCUGUUCAGUUUCCACAUCAUCA
Molecule: messenger RNA, 9805 nt
Organism: Paramuricea clavata
Lineage: Eukaryota; Metazoa; Cnidaria; Anthozoa; Malacalcyonacea; Plexauridae
Source: the annotation of a GenBank genome assembly